Messenger RNA from Aspergillus wentii DTO 134E9, 910 nucleotides. RefSeq lists its product as uncharacterized. The transcript is spliced from 2 exons. Bases 435 to 851 code for a protein of 138 amino acids. NCBI's taxonomy places the organism in Eukaryota, Fungi, Ascomycota, Eurotiomycetes, Eurotiales, Aspergillaceae. The record is from RefSeq and is a predicted model, not a curated record.
GGCUGCUGUAUGUAUGCUACGGGCAUACUUGGUACUUGGUUAUUGCUUUCUGCUUGUUACUGGUUAUAAGGCUCUCAUUAUAGAGAAUAGAUGCAUAUGCGGUAUUUAUUCAUAUGUUGGCUCCAUCAACAGUCAAGAUGACUACCCCGCUUUUGAUUUAUCGGCCCUCCAUCUCCCAGAACAUGACUUUCUUCGAAAUAUUUAAAUGAGACAAGAUAUCCUGCCUUUCAAACUUGUAUUCCCCAGAGUUGCAAUAUAUGAGUGAGUACUUGAAUGUCUAUCAGCCCCUCCUAUGAGUACACCAUCACGAGAAAGGCAAUGAAAUCCAGAUGUCGUGAUCAAUGGAAUAUUUUACUCUUUUAGCACAUCAUUUCCAUGGCAAAUAUAAAUAAACAGAAUCCCACAGAGUAAACAGGCACUUAAACAAUCUUAAAAUGGCCAAAUCCAAAGCAGUCAUCAUCAACCCUGAUUAUACCAUCAAAAAUGCCGCAGAAUACUUUUCAGACUCUGCCUAUGGAGACGUGACAUGGCAUACGCUCCUCUCCAGCCCACAAACACCAUCGACCAAUCUCAGCGCCGGUAUCGCUGUCUGUCGAACUGGAACAGGCCAUCUCUGUCGCCAUCGCCAUACCCAGUCGGAGAUUUACCACAUCCUCGAGGGAAGCGGAGAUGUCACCAUUGAUGGUAGCAUCCACUCUGUGACCAAAGGAGCGACGGUAUUCAUUCCGGGCGAUGCUGAGCAUGGGAUCGUCAAUACUGGAGAUGUCCCGCUGAGGUGGCUCUAUGUCUUUCCAACUGGUUCCUUUCAGGAUGUGGUAUAUCGUUUUUCGGAUGUCAAAGCAAAGCUUUAGGAAUGAUGAUGGAUUUCUCUGCCAUUUGGCCAUUAUUUAGGUAUCAAUUCAAUCCACGA